GAUGUUUUUAUCUCAGGCGUAUCCAAUCGAAAAUGAUUCUUGAGUAUUUUAUUUACUGUCAAUUUUAUCUGUCCUUGAGGCAAUACAAUAGGAAGAGCUUUUCAGUCGAACCACAGUUGCAUGUGCAGUUAUUUUAAAUGUUUCUUUAAAGUAUUGUCAUAAAAUUAUACUCAGUAAAAUAGUGAAUAUAGCUUUCUACCAUAAAAUUUUAUAACAUUCUAUAUAAAAUGAUGUUUUUUAUGUCGUGUAUUGGUCGACGUUUGAGUGAAAUUAAAGUGUUUAGAGUAAGAAGCCAAUGGAGAUGCAUUUCCAACAGAAGAGAAAAAUUAAUAAGUUAUCAUCAUGAACCCGGAGAAACUCCUUUGAGUCCAUUGACGCUUGGUGAAGUUGUGGAUAUAGCUGCUGAUAAUUGUGGAGAUGACAUUGGUUUUGUUGUACCUUACCAAAAUAUAAGAAAGACGUUUUAUCAAUUUAAAACAGACGUAGAUGAAGUUGCUUGUGGUUUGCUGGGUUUAGGUUUACAGAAAAAUGACAGACUCGCCAUUUGGUCUCAAAAUUGCUACGAAUGGAUGGUUACACAAUACGCCGCUCUUAAAGCUGGUCUAUUAGUGGUUUGUGUAAAUCCAGCAUAUCGAGCAGCAGAACUCGAAUAUACCCUGCAAAAGAUGCAGUGUAAAGUACUUGUUGCAGGUGAAUCGUUCAAGAAGCAAUCGUAUUACGACAUACUUUGUGAACUUAUUCCCGAAAUUCCUAAUUGUAAAUCUGGAAAUAUACAAUCUCAAAAGUUAAAGAAUCUUAAACAUAUAAUUAAAAUUUCUGAUAAAUUGUUCUCGUAA
Centruroides sculpturatus (bark scorpion) is the source of this 836-nucleotide messenger RNA. Its product is annotated as acyl-CoA synthetase family member 2, mitochondrial-like. The transcript is spliced from 6 exons. Gene Ontology annotation, molecular function: medium-chain fatty acid-CoA ligase activity. NCBI's taxonomy places the organism in Eukaryota, Metazoa, Arthropoda, Arachnida, Scorpiones, Buthidae. Bases 228 to 836 code for a protein of 202 amino acids. Gene Ontology annotation, biological process: fatty acid metabolic process. The record is from RefSeq and is a predicted model, not a curated record.